Procambarus clarkii (red swamp crayfish) is the source of this 1365-nucleotide messenger RNA. RefSeq lists its product as uncharacterized. The record is from RefSeq and is a predicted model, not a curated record. NCBI's taxonomy places the organism in Eukaryota, Metazoa, Arthropoda, Malacostraca, Decapoda, Cambaridae.
AUGACUGAAGCUCUUCACAAUAGGUACGGUGGGUCUCUUAGCCUUGUCACCACAACCUUCCCCCAAGCUCUGUCCAACAACCUUCCCCCAAGCUCUGUCCAACAACCUUCCCCCAAGCUCUGUCCAACAACCUUCCCCCAAGCUCUGUCCAACAACCUUCCCCCAAGCUCUACCCUACAAUCUUCCCCCAAGCUCUGUCCAACAACCUUCCCCAAGCUCUACCCUACAACCUUCCCCAAGCUUUGUCCAACAACCUUCCCCAAGCUUUGUCCAACAACCUUCCCCCAAGCUCUACCCUACAACCUUCCCCCAAGCUCUGUCCAACAACCUUCCCCCAAGCUCUACCCUACAACCUUCCCCCAAGCAUUGUCCAACAACCUUCCCCCAAGCUUUGUCCAACAACCUUCCCCCAAGCUUUGUCCAACAACCUUCCCCCAAGCUCUACCCUACAACCUUCCCCCAAGCUCUGUCCAACAACCUUCCCCCAAGCUCUACCCCACAACCUUCCCCCAAGCUCUGUCCAACAACCUUCCCCCAAGCUCUACCCCACAACCUUCCCCCAAGCUCUGUCCAACAACCUUUCCCCAAACUCUACCCCACAACCUUCCCCCAAGCUCUGUCCAACAACCUUCCCCCAAGCUCUACCCUACAACCUUCCCCAAGCUCUGUCCAACAACCUUCCCCCAAGCUCUACCCCACAACCUUCCCCAAGCUUUGUCCAGCAACCUUCCCCCAAGCUCUACCCUACAACCUUCCACCAAGCUCUGUCCAACAACCUUCCCCCAAGCUCUACCCCACAACCUUCCCCCAAGCUCUGUCCAACAACCUUCCCCAAGCUCUACCCCACAACCUUCCCCAAGCUCUGUCCAACAACCUUCCCCCAAACUCUACCCCACAACCUUCCCCCAAGCUCUGUCCAAAAACCUUCCCCCAAGCUCUACACUACAACCUUCCCCCAAGCUCUGUCCCACAACCUUCCCCAAGCUCUGCCCCACAACCUUCCCCCUAGCUCUACCCCACAACCUUCCCCAAGCUCUGUCCCACACCUUUCCCCAAACUCUACCCACAACCUUACCCCAAGCCCUGCCUCACAACCUUCCCCAAACUCUAACCCCACAACCUUCCCCCAAACUCUGCCCCACAACCAUCCCCCAAGCCCUGCCUCACAACCUUCCCCCAAGCUCUACCCCACAACCUUCCCCAAGCUCUGCCUCACAACCAUCCCCCAAGAUCUGCCUCACAACCUUCCCCACGCUCUGUCCCACAACCUUCCCCGAGAGCACUGCUCCACAACCUUCCUCCCAAGCUCUACUUCACAACCUUCUCUCAAGCUCUUCCUCACAACCUAAUUAUUUACGUAAGUGA